Messenger RNA from Colletotrichum lupini, 162 nucleotides. RefSeq lists its product as uncharacterized. Lineage: Eukaryota; Fungi; Ascomycota; Sordariomycetes; Glomerellales; Glomerellaceae. The record is from RefSeq and is a predicted model, not a curated record. The coding region runs from base 1 to 162 and encodes 53 amino acids. The transcript has a single exon.
AUGCGAAUCGACGAACAACAUCCCAUGGCGGCCCGUCCAUCAUCGCAAUCAAUACUAGGAAAAGAACGAGAAGGUCGGCUUGUUUCUCGUGUGCAUACAAUUCUACCUGAUAUUGCUGCAUCUGCAAGUCAUCCAUUUCUAGCUUGCCGUCAAGAUGGAUGA